Oreochromis aureus is the source of this 3318-nucleotide messenger RNA. RefSeq names its product NACHT, LRR and PYD domains-containing protein 12-like. Gene Ontology annotation, molecular function: protein binding. The record is from RefSeq and is a predicted model, not a curated record. NCBI's taxonomy places the organism in Eukaryota, Metazoa, Chordata, Actinopteri, Cichliformes, Cichlidae. The transcript has 6 exons. Bases 466 to 2181 code for a protein of 571 amino acids.
CGCUGGCAUUGGAAAACCUUCUCAGUGCAGAAAUUUAUUGUGGACUGGUCAGAGGGCUUGGAAAACCAAGACAUCAACAUAGUGAUUCUGCUUUCGUUCAGGGAGUUGAAUCUCGUUAAAGAUGAGCCGUACAGUCUUCUGCAGCUGCUCCAUGUUUUCUAUCCAACAUUGCAGAAAGUCACCACAGAGAAACUGACUCUUUGUAAACUUUUGUUCAUCUUUGAUGGCCUGGAUGAAAGUCGACUUUCACUGGAGUUCAGUAACAGGAAGGUUGUUUCUGACAUUACUCAGAAAUCAUCAGUCAGUGAGUUAGUAACAAACCUCAUCGAAGGGAAUCUGCUUCCCUCGGCUCUCAUCUGGAUAACUACCCGACCUGCAGCAGCCAAUCAGAUACCUCCUAAAUGUGUUGACAGGGUAACAGAAGUGCGAGGCUUCACUGAUGCUCAGAAGGAGGAGUACUUCAGGAUGAGAUUUAGUGAGAAAGAGCCGUCCAGGGUUAUCUCCCACAUUAAGAAAUCCAAAAACCUCAAUGUCAUGUGUAAAAUCCCAGUCUACUGCUGGAUCACUGCCACAAUCCUUGAGUACAUAUUGAAUACAGACCAAAGAAGCGAGCUACCCAAGACCCUGACUGACAUGUACUCGUACUUCCUACUGGUUCAGACAAAGAGGAAUAAGCACAAGUACCAAAAAGGAAAUGAAACAAGUCCACAGGAGCUGACGGAUGCUGACAGGGAGGUUCUUCUGAAGCUGGGGAAGCUGGCGUUUGAAAAUCUGAAAACAAGAAACAUCAUAUUCUACCAAGAAGACCUGGAAGAGUGUGGUCUGGAUGUCACAGAGGCCUCACUUUAUUCAUGGGUUUGUAAAGAAAUCUUUAAAAGAGAGUGUGUGAUUUUCCAAAAACCAGUCUACUCCUUUGUUCAUCUGAGCAUUCAGGAGUUUCUGGCUGCUGUCUACAUGUUUCACUGUCACACCAACAGGAAAACAGAGGUACUAAAGGAAGUCCUGGGGGAAGAAUAUAAUGAGACAUCUCUGGACGUUUUUCUGAGCAAAGUCAUGGAAACGUCCCUCCAAUGUAAAAAUGGUGCUCUGGACCUGUUUGUUCGCUUCCUGCAUGGCCUCACACUAGAGUCCAGCCAAAGACUCUUAGUAGGUCUGCUGAGUCAGACAGAGAAGAACCCAGAAGCUAUCCAGAAAAUCAUCAACAACCUAAAAGAGAUGAGACGUUCUCAAAUCUCUCCUGACAGAAGCAUCAACAUCUUUCAUUGUCUGACUGAGAUGAAUGACAGCUCAGUGUUUCAGGAGAUCCAAGAAUUCCUGAAAUCACAGACAAAACUCUCUGAGAUCCACUGCUCAGCUCUGGCCUACAUGCUGCAGAUGUCGGAGGAGGUUCUGGAUGAGUUGGACCUGCAGAAGUUCAACACAUCAGACCAAGGACGGCACAGACUGAUUCCAGCUGUGAGCAACUGCAGAAAGGCUCUACUAAAAGCUUGUCAACUUUUAAAGACUCACUGUGAAGUUGUGGCCUCAGCUCUCAAAUCCGACCCCUCCCAUCUGGUGGAGUUGGACAUGACUGGAAACAAGUUGCACGGUUCAGGACUAAAGUUUUUGUCUGCUGGACUGUCGAGUCCAGACUGUCGACUAGAGACUCUGAGGUUGGAGAGCUGUUGGUUGUCAGAUAUCAGCUCUCUGGUUUCAGCUCUGAAUUCCAACCCCUCUCAUCUGAGACAUCUAAACCUGAGCCACAAUGACUUGGAGAAUUCAGGAGUGAAGAAACUAUGUGAUUUUCUGAAGAAUCCCCACUGUCUAUUGGAGACUCUGAGAUUGCAGCGCUGCAGUUUGUCAGAGAUCAGCUGUGAUUACCUGCUUCCAGCUCCUCAGUCCAACUCCUCCCAUUUGAAACAUCUGGACCUGAGCUGGAACAACCUUCAGGAUUCAGGAGUGAAGCAGCUGUGUGUUUAUCUGAAGACUUCAGAUUGCAGACUGGAGACUCUCAGAUUAUGGGGCUGCAUGUUGUCAGAGACCAGCUGUGAUUAUCUGUUCAAAGCUCUUCAGUCCAACUCUCAUCUGAGAGAGCUGGACCUGACCGUGAACAACCUGCAGGAAUCACAUGUGAAGCAGCUGUCUGAGCUUGUGGACAGCCCACAUCACACACUGGAGGUUCUCAAAUGGAAGGACCCAUAAACACAGUUGUUUGUCUUUGUUGUGUGUGUGUGGUGUGUGUGGUGUGUGUGCGCACGCGUGUCCUGAUGGUCCAGAGAGGUUGAAACACCAGCAGCUUGUGUGUAGUGAUGCUGUGACAGGGACAGGCUACAGGGAGGUGGAGUGGACAGCAGAGCUUCAUCCAGCAGUGACAGAAAUCAGACGUGCAGAUGGCUGACAGUGCUGUAAACAUGCUCUGAGAGCUCCUCUGUUAGACACCAUGUAGAAUCUAUCGUCAUCCCUUUGUGUUGUUUUGGAUCAUCACAGUGUCUUUUUGCAGACACAAGGUUCAGUUUUAUUUUCUUUGAAAAGUUUCCUAAAUACAUUUCAAUAUCUUUUGUAUAACUGAUGUAAUUUUAAGUUAUUUAUCAUGGUUUUGAAAUACAUCAUGUGACAAUGACUUCAAGUAUCCUUCUUGAAACAGCAAAUGUUUUUUCAUCUACAUAAUCUGUAUAGUGCAACUGAUCAGGAAAAAUGUUCAAUAAUUGAAAAAAAAGGUGAACAUUUGAUAGAUUUGUUUUAUACUUUCUAACAUAAUAACUGGGAACAUGAGAUAUAACCACUAUUAUGGAGAAUUUUAAACUGUCCAGAGUUUGGUGUACUAUAUAUCUUCAGUAAUUUAGAUAAUGAAAGUAUCUAGUGGUUCAGCAGAUGAAGUGCAGGAGGUAGAGGUUUUUUCAUGGAUGCAUGGAUGGAUCAUUGUCGCAGCAGUCUAUCAAUUUCUGCACAGUCGUAACUGACAGAAUUUGAUAAAUUAAUUACAGAAAGAAGGACACUGAGAAAAAAGAGAGCCGUGCUUUAACAAUGGCCUUGUUUGCAGCAGUGGCUGCCACAGGUAAAUAUGCACACGGAGUCGGAACCAGGAGUGGUGGGAAUGGUUUGUCUUCAGAUAUGUAUCUGAUUCAGUACCACAUAUGAAAGUGACCCAGGUCGGAUUUGAAAAUAUCAGAUUUGUGCUGUUCAAACUGUCAGACCAUGAUCGGAUAUGGGCCGCAUAGGGUCAGAAAAGUCAGAUUUGAUGCACUUUUGCCUGCAGUGUGAACGUAGCCUUUGUUAUCUGUCAAUAAUGAACCUUAAUGUUUUAUAUGGAUAAUAAGGAUCAAUAAAUGUGUUGAUUGA